This is a messenger RNA of Nestor notabilis (Kea), 317 nucleotides long. RefSeq names its product cysteine sulfinic acid decarboxylase-like. The record is from RefSeq and is a predicted model, not a curated record. Gene Ontology annotation, biological process: carboxylic acid metabolic process. Gene Ontology annotation, molecular function: sulfinoalanine decarboxylase activity; pyridoxal phosphate binding. Gene Ontology annotation, cellular component: cytoplasm. The annotation marks the transcript as partial. The transcript is spliced from 4 exons. NCBI's taxonomy places the organism in Eukaryota, Metazoa, Chordata, Aves, Psittaciformes, Psittacidae.
AGCCAUUACUCCAUCCAGAAGGGAGCCGCGUUCCUGGGCAUCGGCACCGACAACGUUCACCUGGUGGCCACCGAUGAGAGGGGGAAGAUGAUCCCUGAGGAGCUGGAGAAGGAGAUCCAGAAGGCCAAAGCUGAGGGUGCGGAGCCGUUCCUGGUGUGUGCCACAUGUGGCACCACGGUGUUGGGUGCCUUCGACCCUCUGGGUGCCAUCGCGGACGUGUGCGAGCGCCACGGCCUCUGGUUCCAUGUGGAUGCAGCGUGGGGUGGCAGCGCUCUGCUCUCCAGCAAGCACCGGCACCUCCUGGCUGGCAUCGAGAG